AUGUGGAGGGUUGUUUUCCUCUCCUUUUUGCCAGACACGCUGAGGAUUGUCCUGCUGGGGAAGACUGGAUGUGGGAAGAGCAGCCUGGCCAACACCAUCUUGGGGAAGGACGUCUUCGAAGUGAAGAACUUCACCAGCUCAGCGGUCACUCACUGCCAGUCAGAGACCCAACGAGUCCACGGCAGGAGCCUCACUGUGGUCGACACGCCCGGCUUCUUUCACUCUGGACUGUCUGAGAAGGAGCAGAAGCGUGAGAUAGAGAGGUGUACCUCAGAGUGCGCUCCUGGGCCCCAUGCCUUUCUCAUCGUGCUCAAAGUGGAGAAAUUCACAGAGCAGGAGAGACAGGUCGUCAGAAUCGUACAGGAAUGUUUCUCUGCGGAGGCCUUUAAGUAUUCCGCUGUUGUUUUCACACAUGGCGACCAGUUGGCGGAAGGCACGAAGAUAGAGGAGUUUAUUAGAAAGAACCAGCAGCUGAAAGAUCUGGUGGAGAAGUGUGGAGGGAGAUGCCACGUCGUGGAUAACAAAUACUGGAAAAACAAACAGGACGAGGUCAGAAACAACCAGUUCCAGGUGGAGCAGCUGCUCAACGCCGUCGGGAAAAUGGUGACGGAAAACCAUGGCGGCUGCUACAGCACAAAAAUGCUGCAAGACUGGCAGAAACGGAACCAGCAACCCGUAGUCCACCGUUUAUUUCAGACUGUUAUAAAAUAUAUAAGACCGAAGCCUGUGUUAAUUUUCUGUGUGAUAAUUUUAGGUAUAAUUUCAUGGAAAAGAUGGGGAGUACAUCCUACAGAAAUCAAUUAGGACCAGAUAAUUGAAUUGGACUGAUUACAGAAUCUCUACCGGCGGUCUGAAACUGACAGCAGCUCCAUCAUGAUUUGCUGCUCUGAAUGUUUCUCUAAGAGUAAAAAUCAACAUCUUUAGUCCCACUGACAUUGUUAUCCUAUUUCU
Xiphophorus hellerii (green swordtail) is the source of this 951-nucleotide messenger RNA. RefSeq names its product GTPase IMAP family member 7-like. The transcript is spliced from 2 exons. Gene Ontology annotation, molecular function: GTP binding. The coding region runs from base 1 to 804 and encodes 267 amino acids. The record is from RefSeq and is a predicted model, not a curated record. Lineage: Eukaryota; Metazoa; Chordata; Actinopteri; Cyprinodontiformes; Poeciliidae.